Miscanthus lutarioriparius is the source of this 711-nucleotide messenger RNA. The record is from the annotation of a GenBank genome assembly. NCBI's taxonomy places the organism in Eukaryota, Viridiplantae, Streptophyta, Magnoliopsida, Poales, Poaceae.
AUGGAUCUACCUACUGGAGUGCUGGCUCUCACGUCGGUGGUGACCGACAUCCCGUACCUGCUGGACACCGGCAACGACGCCGGCGGGUACGCCAUUGCUCAGGCCCUGCACGCCACCUUCCACCAGAGGUACGACACCGGCGCCGGCGGCAUCGCCCGCUUGGUCAUCAUCGCCGUCGCCGUCUUCCUCUGUGGCACCGCCUGCAUCACCAGCAACUCCAGGAUGGGCUAUGCCUUCUCCAGGGAUGGGGCGAUGCCGUUCUCGCAUGUCCUGUACGCCACUUCAACGUCGUCUGGCUCUCCGUGUCCGUGGCGUUCGUCAUGGCCCUCACGGUGUGCAUGCGCUCUCAUCUCUCAACUUCUCAAGUACGUGUCUGCCAUGCAUGUGACCUCGCUGGGGAGCCAGGUGGCGUUCCAGACCAUGGUGUCCAUCGCGACGCUGGGUCUAUACAUCGCCUACGCGCUGCCCAUCUUGUUCCGCGUGACGACGGCGAGGAGGUCGUUCGUGCCAGGGCCGUUCCACCUCGGGAGAUUCGGCGUCGCCGUCGGCUCGGUGGGCGUGCUCUGGGUGGCCCUCGUCACCGUGCUCUUCUGCCUGCCGGUGGCGUACCCCGUCACCAAGGAGACAUUGAACUACACGCCGGUGGCCGUCGGCGGCGUGCUGGUGCUCAGCCUCGCCGCGUGGGUGCUCCACGCCCGGUUCUGGUUUUGA